This is a messenger RNA of Stegostoma tigrinum, 6321 nucleotides long. RefSeq names its product delta/notch-like EGF repeat containing (gene dner). Gene Ontology annotation, biological process: establishment or maintenance of epithelial cell apical/basal polarity; heterophilic cell-cell adhesion; Notch signaling pathway. Gene Ontology annotation, cellular component: protein-containing complex; plasma membrane. The record is from RefSeq and is a predicted model, not a curated record. Gene Ontology annotation, molecular function: Notch binding; calcium ion binding. The transcript is spliced from 13 exons. Lineage: Eukaryota; Metazoa; Chordata; Chondrichthyes; Orectolobiformes; Stegostomatidae. Bases 745 to 3003 code for a protein of 752 amino acids.
GUCUCCACACACAGCUCCCUGUCUCCACACACAGCUCCCAGCUCCCUCUCCACACACAGCUCCCAGCUCCCGGUCUCCACACACAGCUCCCAGCUCCCUGUCUCCACACACAGCUCCCAGCUCCCAGUCUCCACACACAGCUCCCUGUUUAUACACAGCUCCCAGCUCCCUGUCUCUAUACACAGCUCCCUGCUCCCUGUCUGUAUUAAAUCUGUGCCUAGAUCUCUCUGUCCCCACCUGCUCUCUGUCUCACUCUCUGUCUGGGAACACCUCUUCCCUUCUGUCUAAUUUCUUUCUCUCUCUAUAUACAUCACGCAUACUCCCUCGCUCACUCUAUCUGUCCCUCCCCCUCUCUCUCACACCCCCUCCCUCUCUCACCUUCCCUCCCUCUAUCACACACUCCCUCCAUCCCUCCCUCUCUCUCUGGGAGAGCGCUGUGCUGAUGUAGGGAGUUGCAGCUCGAUCAUUCAGCGCCGGAAUCCGUGCGGGUAGCCGAAAGCAGCUCGAUCCCACAAGGAUCCAGUCUGUCGUCAUUCGGGAUCCUGUGCCCCGGUCCGCAGUGGCGAUCGCUCGGUGACCAGGAGGAGUUGCCCUGUGUGUGUGUGGCUGGGGGCUAUAUCCCACUCCCCGACCACCACCUCCCCCCGCCAAACCUCCGGGGUUUCAGACCCACAGUAACUCUGCCCUGCCAGCCUCACCCCCCUCACCAGCCCUACCCCCACCCCUCCCACCCUAGAGGCUGAGAUGCCACCCCUGCUGGUAUUCCUGGGCACCGUGUCCCUGGUGUGGCUCUCUAAUGCUGCUCCUCUGGACCCAUGCGCCAGCCUGCCCUGCCUCAACAAUGGCACAUGUGGAAGUUUAUUGCAAAGACUGGCAUCGUACAACUGCAGCUGUCCCCCUGGAUUGGCAAGACCACACUGCCAGGACCGAAUAGACAACUGCGCGAGCAACCCCUGUCUCCAUGGCAACUGCAGCAGCUCCGUUGAUGGUUAUGUUUGUGUUUGUGAAGAAGGUUAUCAGGGUGAUAUGUGUGAUCAACCUCUGCCAAGCACAUUGACCCCAACCUGGACAGAACCCACGCUGUCAUGGCAACCCCAGCCAGCUACAACACCUUUGUCAUCCAAUGCUACCUCACCCUCACCUUCACCCUCACCUUCCCCCUCACCCUCACCCUCGCCUUCUCCCUCACCCUCGCCUUCUCCCUCACCCUCGCCUUCUCCCUCACCCUUAUCUUCACCUUCACCCUCGCCUUCUCCCUCACUCUCACCCUCACCUUCACCCUCACCCUCACCCUCAUUCCCUCCCUCAUCCUCGUGGCAAACUGCUGUCACGUUGUCGCCGUGGCAGCCAGAACCCGGACACAGAGUGGUAAACCUAACCUGGGCCCUCAAAGAGAUGAUCAACUCCUCGAAUUUCCUGUGUCCAAACAAUGGCUCCAGUGACUUUGUUAUUGAAGUACCUGAGGAGACUGCAAUAAGAAUUAAACUGAAUCAGAUUGACGUAUCUAUUGCUUUCUGGGAAGUUACUGAAGCUAAGUUCCAGCAAUGUUCUGUUUCAAAUGGAAAGAACAUUAUUCCUCUGCACACAACUGAUGGUUUCGUUUUUUUGGAGGAGAUGUUGUCUUUGGGGAGCAACUACUUUAUUGCCUUUGUGAAUGAUUCAGUUGCUAAAGCAAUGCCAGCUCUGAGGGUGAACGUGACAGUCAAAGCUAGCGUCUGCAUGGAAGGAGAGAACGGUCUUCAAUGUUCAGGAAGGGGAGAGUGCAUCACCAAGCCUUCAGAGGCAACGUUCUACUGUGACUGUGAGGAAGGGCAUAUCGGUCUUUACUGUGAAGAAUUUGAUGCCUGUCACAGCACCCUGUGCCUGAACAGUGGCACAUGUUUGGAUGUUAAACAGGGGAAUAAUGAGCAGAAUUUCACCUGUGUCUGUUCGCCAGGUUACACAGGAGAAUUGUGCGAGUCUCAGAUCGAUCACUGUAUCUCACAGCCCUGUGAACAUGGUGCUACCUGCAUGAGCAGAGCCACUGGCUAUAGCUGUGCAUGUCCUGAAGGUUUUACAGGCCCGGUGUGCGAGCAGAGGGUGGACCCCUGUGCCCUGUCUCCCUGUCAGAACAAUGGCACAUGCUUCGCAGAUGGCACAUCCUACAGUUGUACCUGCACUCCUGCCUACACUGGGCCACUCUGUGCUCAGCUCAUUGAUUUCUGUGCCCUCAGUCCCUGCGCCCAUGGCAUCUGCCGUGGUGUUGGAACCAGUUACAAAUGCCUUUGUGCUCCAGGUUACCAUGGCUUAUACUGUGAGGAGGAAUACAAUGAGUGUCUUUCAGCACCCUGUCAGAAUUCAGGUACCUGCAAAGACCUGGUGAAUGGGUAUGAAUGCCUGUGCCCUGAUGAGUAUGAAGGCCAACACUGUGACCUGUACAAGGAUCCCUGCACUACGACCAGCUGUCAGAAUGGAGGAACCUGCACUAGCAAGGAGCAUAAUGCCACUUGUAUUUGUGUCCCAGGAUUUACAGGUGAAAGAUGUGAAGCUGACAUAAAUGAGUGUGACAGCGAUCCCUGCCAUCACGGAGGGACUUGUGUGAAUCAAGCAAAUGGCUACACCUGUCACUGCCCUGAAGGCUGGAUGGGAAUUCACUGUGAUGUCCAUCUGGAGUGGAAAUCUGAUCGGAUGGCUGAGAGUCUAAACAAUAUGCCCCGCCACUCCCUGUACAUUAUCAUCGGAGCACUCUGCGUGGCCUUUGUGCUGAUGCUGAUCAUUUUGAUAGUGGGGAUCUGUCGCAUUAGCCGCAUUGAAUACCAGGGCUCCUCCAGGCCAUCUUAUGAGGAAUUCUACAACUGCAGGAGCAUCGACAGUGAAUUCAGCAGCGCAAUUGCUUCAAUCCGGCAUGCCAGGUUUGGCAAGAAGGCCAGGCCAGUAAUGUAUGACGCGACCCCUGUGGCUUACGAAGAUUACAGCCCCGACGAUAAACCGUUGGUCACUCUCAUCAAAACAAAGGAUUUGUAAAGCACAUCUUUUAUAGGUGUGAGAAAGAAAAAUGAAAGAACAAACACACCCACGCUAAAUAUUUUUAAGACAAUGUAUUGCUCAAAGAUCUGAAAGAUUUGCUUUCUGAAUUAGAUUGUCAUUCUCCAAUAGCUAAUCAUAUAAACCGUUCUACAAAUUAAAAUUGUUUGUGUUUCUGAAUUACCUGGUAUGUUAAUGAAAUAUAUUUUCAAUGUUGCUAUUGACCUUAAAAGUAUUUAUCUUUUGUUGUAAAUAAUUUGCAGAAAAUGUGAGAGUUCUGAGUUAUAGAAUCUGGGUGUCAGUAUAUUUAUGUUUUCCUGUCCGUGUGAAAUUAAAUGCACCAUAGCUUGGAGGAAUUGAGAUUUAUCUUUGAUCGCUAAAUUUCUUUAACUGAUUUUAUUGAGAAAAUGGGUGGCACAGAAACUUACAACUCUGUGCCUCUAUCUCUGGUUCUCGGGCACAAAUUGUGCCCAAAAUACUGGGACUUAUUUCUGUUCUGUGUGAAAACUGAAGUGGUCCAAAAAAAUACAAGAACAGCCUGCAAUUUGUUAAAAGGAUGGUGGUCUCAUUUGGAAAAACUGGAAGAAAAGCCAAUUGGGGGAAAAAAAAUGUGCUGCAGCUUUGAGCUGUUCCUCCCUGCAUCAAAUAGAAAUUACACUGGACCCAGCUGUUGAUUCACAUUGAAUGUCAAAUAUUGGGGACAUGGUCUUAAUCCCAUUCAACCAGGUCCCAGUUGGGAACAAUGCCUUCAACUUAACUACAUAAUCAACAUCUUCUCCAAAGCCAGAAGUCACAUGAUACCAACUUGUAGUCCAACAGGUUUAUUUGAAAUCACAAGCUUUCGGAGCACUGCUCCUUCAUCAGGUGAAGCUUGUGUUUUCAAACAAACCUGUUGGAUUGUAACCAUGUGCUAUGUGAUUUCUGACCCUGUCCUCCCUCGUCCAACACCGACACCUCCACAUCAUCUUCUCCCAAGUUAUUCUCGAAAAGGAAAUAACAAAAGAAAGAAUACUUAAAAUUCGGACUGAUCAUUUGAAACUGUUUUUUUAAAAGGAGUCCUGAUGCUGAAACUCAAUGAUCAAAAUCAACUGGAUUGUGUCUUGCUCAAUACUUAAGCGGAAAUUUCUUUAAUUUCUACAGGCUAUGGUAUGUUACGGCGAAUUUACCUAAAGAGAGAGCCUCAUCAUUAGUUCCUUUUUUUGAAAAAUCAGUUGUGAAUAUUCGUUAUCAUUAGAUAUUUAAUUUACUUGGAAAUUUUCAAUCAAAUCUUCCAAAUGUUAGACCCUUAAAGGAGGAAUUAGCAGAUGCAAGUUAGUGACACUGAUAAUGAAAUAAGUGCCCAGAGGCUGAUGUCCCAUCACCAAGUCCCCCCUUUAGUUACUCUUGCACAGUACACUGGCUGUGAUCAACCAGCUCAGAGUCAGUCCCCUGAACUGAGGGGAUUCUAAACUGCUUAUUUCCACCAGCACCCAUGUUGUGUGUUUGCACAUGUCAGACACUGUUAAAAAAAGCAUUAGGUGUAUAAAGAACUUUAUUGAUAACCCUCCACCUAGAAAAAUAUCCGUGUGGCCAAAUACCCAGUAGCAAGCAAGGCUGCUCUGGGGACAAUGCCUGUGUGAACGAAAAGGUGAAGGGGAGGGUACAGAUCAAAUCAAAACAGAAUUAGAAGGGGACCUCAUGUUCGUAUUGGUCAGCCAGGGCUUUCCCUAUUGGCCCAGGUUAACAACCCCAAUCAAGGAUCUUGUAGUCAAUGAGAUCCACCAGGUUCCAAUCACAACAGAUUAUGUUGAAGUAGCAAAGUGAAAUAGUGAUACUCUGACUUAAUGGAUAUAAUACAACUGUAUCAUUUCGGCUCCCAUCCAGUAGCAAAAUAUUGGGCCGCUUGUGAUACAGUGGUAACAUUCCUGUCUCUGAAUCAGGAGGCCUGGGUUAAAGUCCCACCUGCUUUGCUGAUGUGUCAUGACAUAGCUGAAUGGGUUGUUUGGGAAAAAAUCUCCGAUCCUCAAUGUCUGUUCGCAGCUACUUUCCCUGCACAUAAAACAACAUCUAGUUGUUGAAGAAGAAUAUUGCUCCAAAAAGAAGCAUGUAACAGACUAGAAUAAGGGAAAGGAUACUAUAAAUGAUCAGUAACAAAAAUAGAGAUUGCUGGAAAAGCUCAGCAGGUUCGGUAGCGCCUGUGGAGAAGAAAACAGAGUCAACAUCUCUGAUUUCAUAUAAUCCCUACAGUGUGGGGGCAGGCCAUUCAGUCCACACAGACUCCCACUCAGACCCAUCCCCCUUUAACCCUGCAUUUCCCACAGCUAAUCCACACAUCGCAGGACACUAGGGGUAAUUAAUCAUGGCCAAUCCGUCUAACCUGCACAUCUUUGGACUGUGGGAGGAAGCCCACACAGGUAGCUGCCUGAGGGUGGAAAUGAACCUGGGUCGCUAUGAGCAGCAGUGCUAACCACUGUACCACCCCAAGAUGCUGCCCGACCUACUGAGCUUUUCCAGCAGUCUCUAUUUUUGUUUCUGAUUUACAGCAUCUGCAGUUCUUUCGGGGUUUUUUUCUAACUGGUCACCUAACCAACAAAACCAGAAACGAACCUACUGCAAAACCUUUACCUUCUUACUGCUGGGAAGAUAUAUUUGUUUCAAAGUAAACCCGGAUGAUGUGUUCCAUACAUUGUUUACAUUAAUUUGAUCUAAUCCUGCAAAUCAGAAUUUUUAAAAAAAACAGAGCACAAGACAUUUCAAUAACCUGAUGUCUCAUUUCCACAUUUUCCUCUUGUGUUACCAAUCAGGUAAAUUGUCAUCAGAAUGAUAUACCUCUUUAAAGUUAGUGGAAAUCACUUAUGACUAAUUUUUUAAAAAAACACAGACAAGAAUGUUGAGAGACUCACUCUUUGGAUAGCUAGUUUUUAGUAAUCAAUAUUGUAAUAAAACUUAAAGAUAAAACGUCUAUAAAAUGUGAUACAGUUAUGCAUUCUUAAUCAAGCUGCAAUGACAUUUAAAGAGUGACAUUGUACCUUUCAAGCAAAAAUAUUCUGUUGUGUGCAAGUUGAACAUUUUAACAUUCGCUCCUGUUUUUCCUUGCUUGGAAUAUGAUCGUGCAAUAUCUUUGUGCUUUAUUUUGUCUAUUUCGCUCUUCUGUAACCGGUAUUAUUUUUGUGCAAGUAUUCAAUCAACGUAUUGAAAUGUAAACUAUGUCUUCAAUAUCAAAGUUCUCGGAGGUCAGCAGACCCUGUUUGUGACAGAAGUGACCAUUCAACUUGCUGCAUUUCAUACGCGUGUUGAAGCUGUAUGUUCAAAGAAACAAUAAAACUCUUAAAGAAAUUA